GAAGAAGAGGAGGAGGCGGAAGCAGCCGCUGAGGAGCUUCAACAUAUUCACAUGGCGCGUGAACAUAAACACGAUUAAUGAGGAUUAAAUUAAUUUAAACCGUUAAAUAUGUUUUAAACACCGCGCCCGGUUUUACUCGCGCUAGUUUAUCAUCGCCUCGUGUGUGUUGUUGGUGAUGUUCGCGCGCGCGCCUGCUCGGUUUGUCCUUGCCGGUGUGUGGAGUUCAGGCCGGAGUCAGAGCUUCAGCUGCACACCAUGCAGGAACACAGUGAUUGUGGAGCGCUGGUGGCAGGUCCCCCUGUCGAAGGAAGGCAGUCCCCCAAGACUCUACCCUCGCCGUCACAGGGUUUAUCGCUUAGUGGAGGACACGAAGCACAACAUGAAGGAUAAAAUGGAGCUGCUGCUCACGCAGACCGUCCCCAAGCUGGGCGGCCGAGGGGACACGGUGUUUGUGAAAAAGUCUGUGGGACGGAACAAGCUGCUGGCUGAAGGUCUGGCUGUUUAUCCUUCACCUGAGAACAAGCAGCUGUUCGCUGAGGAGAGACGCUUACUGCGAGAGGGGAAGAAAGAGGACAGAAUCCAGACGAGGACGGGACAGCUCACGGUUGAAUUCCUGAAAAAGUCCCCUCUGGAGGUUGGGAUCCGACCCGCCGCUCAGCAGCAGUUCCUCCUCACCAAGGAAAUCGUUUGCAGACAUUUUUUGCGAAAACUGGGCGUGGUCGUCCCUCCCCACGCUCUGACGUUACCUGAUGAGCCGAUCACACAGUUUGGAGAUUUCUGGUGUGACGUCACGGUGAACGGCUUGGACACAGUGCGAGUGCCGCUGUCUGUCGGGCCCUAUGUGGAUCCGAGAACGAAGAAACUAAUGAAACUAGAAGCUGCAGCAGCGACGGAAAACAAGCCAGAAACAAACUCGGAGUAAAGAUCCGAGUCUCAGUCUGACCUUCAACCUUCUGUCAAAAUAAUUCUAUUAAAUCUACAUUUUUUUUUGUCA
Messenger RNA from Neoarius graeffei (lesser salmon catfish), 994 nucleotides. It is a transcript of the gene mrpl9, whose product is annotated as mitochondrial ribosomal protein L9. Gene Ontology annotation, molecular function: structural constituent of ribosome. The transcript has 7 exons. The coding region runs from base 176 to 922 and encodes 248 amino acids. Gene Ontology annotation, biological process: translation. Gene Ontology annotation, cellular component: mitochondrion; ribosome. Lineage: Eukaryota; Metazoa; Chordata; Actinopteri; Siluriformes; Ariidae. The record is from RefSeq and is a predicted model, not a curated record.